AGCUGCAGUUAAUUUAAAAAAAAUUCUCAGUGAUAUUGUCAUCUCUGCAACAAAGCAGCAGCUGUAAAGACCAAAACAAAAAAAAAAAUUCAGUGGAAACCAUACAGAACAAGAUCAGCGAUGCUUUGGUCCGUAUUGUUCACUCUGCAAGCUGUCUGCGCCAGCGUGGCACAUGCCAUGCAACAUUACCCUGCGGCCUGGGGACACUAUGAUGUGUGCAAGUCCCAGAUCUAUACAGAGGAGGGCCUGGCAUGGGACUACAUGGCCUGUCAGCCAGAAGCCACCGACAUGACAAAGUACCUGCGAGUGGCCCUCGACCCCCCAAAUAUCACGUGUGGAGAUCCGCCAGAAACGUACUGCGCUUUGGAAAAUCCGUAUAUGUGCAACAAUGAAUGUGACGCCACCACUGAGGAGCUGGCUCAUCCUCCUGAGCUGAUGUUUGACUUUGAGGGUCGCAACCCCACAACUUUUUGGCAGUCCACCUCAUGGAAGAAAUACCCAAAGCCUCUCCAGGUCAACAUCACACUGUCGUGGAACAAGACCAUUGAGCUGACUGACGACAUCGUACUGACCUUUGAGUCAGGCCGACCUGAGCAGAUGGUCCUGGAAAAGUCGCUCGACUAUGGCCGGACUUGGACCCCAUACCAGUUCUAUGCCACUGACUGCCUGGACGCCUUCACCAUGGAACCCAAGACAGUGAACGAUCUCACCCAGCGCACCCUGCUGGAUAUCAUCUGCACUGAGGACUACUCCAGAGGCUACGUGUGGAAGAACGACAAGACUGUACGUUUUGAGAUAAAGGACCGCUUUGCCCUGUUUGCCGGGCCUCGACUACACAACAUGGCCUCACUGUACGGCCAGCUGGAUACCACCAAGAACCUGAGGGACUUCUUCACCAUCACUGAUCUGAGGAUUAGGCUGCUGAAGCCAGCCACUGGAGCCACCAUGGUGGAUGAGAACAACCUGUCCAGAUAUUUCUACGCCAUCUCUGACAUCAAAGUUCAGGGCAGGUGCAAGUGCAACCUGCAUGCCAACAGCUGUGUGUUUGACAAGGGGAAGCUGGGCUGUGAGUGUGAACACAACACCACAGGGCCAGACUGCAGCCGCUGUAAGAGGCACUACCACGGAAGAGCCUGGAGUGUGGGCUCCUACCUCCCUAUACCCAAAGGAACUGCAAAUAUAUGUAUUCCCAGUAAUCACGGACCAGUGCAUCGAGCAAAUGCCUCCUCUCUUGGUGUUGCAAAUCGUAACCAAGCUCGAGUGUGUGACAACGCGAUGCUGCGCUGUCAGAACGGUGGCACAUGCCACCACCAUCAGCGGUGCCAUUGUUCCCCUGGCUUCACGGGCAUCCUGUGCGAGAGAGCUCGCUGCCAGGGCCCCGGGGAGUGUGAUGACCAAUUGUCUGGACAGGCCUCCUUCCAUCAUCCCCCGAUCGGCUGCCACCUCGCUCUUACCCUCGUAGUCCUCCCGCUAUUGAUUGUUUCCCUUUGCUGA
Messenger RNA from Toxotes jaculatrix (banded archerfish), 1494 nucleotides. Its product is annotated as netrin-G1-like. The record is from RefSeq and is a predicted model, not a curated record. Bases 121 to 1494 code for a protein of 457 amino acids. Lineage: Eukaryota; Metazoa; Chordata; Actinopteri; Toxotidae. The transcript has 6 exons. Gene Ontology annotation, molecular function: cell-cell adhesion mediator activity.